CUCUAUCCCAAUUCAGAAAAAUAAAAUCCCCAACUGUCCAAUGGGUGCCCUACCUUCUCCCCGGGAAACACCGUCGCCGCCACCGUUACCGGAGUUUUCCUUGUCGAAUUUCCGAGUAUGUGCCUCGUUUUGUCACAAGAAUAUGUCCAAUUGGAUAGAAUGUUAUGAUCCGUCAAACAAUUCAUGGAGUCACCUUAGCCAAAUCCCGGGUCUAGCCGAAAAUCAUGUUUUGAAAGAUUUUGUAAUGGUUUCAUUGGGUAAUUCAAUUUAUAUAAUCGGUGGAAGAUUGUGCUACAAGAAAAUAUCACAGUCUCACGAAUCCAGUGAAAUUGAAGUACGGUCAAACGUUAUUCGGUACAAUGCUCUACUAAACGAAUGGUUUGAUUGCGCGUCCAUUAGUGUACCUCGUUACGAUUUUGCCUGCACUGUAUGCGAAAAUAAAAUUUAUGUCGCGGGCGGAAAGUCUAAUUUGGACAGUGCUCGAGGAACUUCGAGUGCUGAAGUAUACGAUCCAAUUAGUGACGUAUGGACCGACCUACCUAGCAUGAGCACAUUAAGGUACAAAUGUGUUGGUGUAACAUUUCAAGGUAAGAUUCAUGUGGUAGGGGGUUUUACAAGUAGGGCGGAUUCGGAUAAAACGGAGCCGUUUAUAAUGGAACGUAGCUCCGCUGAAGUGUACGACACGCGGACAGGGAGGUGGCAAAUUGUGGUGGGGAUGUGGCAAUUAGAUGUGCCACCUAAUCAAAUAUUAGCCGUGGGUGGAAGGUUAUUUAGCUCAGGGGAUUGUCUUAAAGCAUGGAAAGGUCAUAUUGAAGCAUAUGAUGGGAAGCUUAAUAUGUGGGAUGUGGUUGAUGGUUCACAUUUACAAACCCUAAAUUUUCCAAUUUCCACAUCAGAUGCAAAUUCAAGAAAUUGGCCACCAACUCAGCAAUUAUAUUUGACUAUGGCUCCAAUUGGGAGCCACUUAUAUUUCUUGUCGGGUUAUCGGAUGACCGAAGAAAUGCCACGUAUGAUCUCAACGGUACAUAGUUUUGACACAUCAGCAAAGAGUGAUGCUUGGAGAAGUUUUGAGCCUGUGGAAGAAGAUGAUGAGAAAGUUCUUUGUAGCCAUUGCUGUGUUGUUCAAAUUGCAUGA
This is a messenger RNA of Mercurialis annua (annual mercury), 1135 nucleotides long. Its product is annotated as F-box/kelch-repeat protein At1g67480-like. NCBI's taxonomy places the organism in Eukaryota, Viridiplantae, Streptophyta, Magnoliopsida, Malpighiales, Euphorbiaceae. The transcript has a single exon. Bases 41 to 1135 code for a protein of 364 amino acids. Gene Ontology annotation, molecular function: protein binding. The record is from RefSeq and is a predicted model, not a curated record.